AUGGCAACAAGAAGCAGCGAGCUGGUUGAGAGAAUCAAGGCAGACUGGACCAGAGCAAUUCAGGCGAUGAAGAUUGUCUCCUAUUCAAAGGAAGAGUUAGAGAAGAUGAAAUUGGCAAGAACAGAAAGUGAGGUAGAAAAGUGUAAGGAAAUUCAAGAAAGAGAACAAAAAUCAAAGAAGUCCCUUAAUAGGAGAGAAUCCAAGGAUACUCCUUAA
Enterospora canceri is the source of this 216-nucleotide messenger RNA. Lineage: Eukaryota; Fungi; Microsporidia; Enterocytozoonidae. The record is from the annotation of a GenBank genome assembly.